Effrenium voratum is the source of this 809-nucleotide messenger RNA. The record is from the annotation of a GenBank genome assembly. Lineage: Eukaryota; Dinophyceae; Suessiales; Symbiodiniaceae.
GUUACGUCCGGAGGGAGCGCACACUCCGGAGGAUGCGGCGGUGUCUGCUUCUACACAUCGGCCUCGCGGCCGCCUGCACACAGACGGGCCAGUUCGAUGAGGCCGCCUUUAGCGCCUCCCUGUACGGUGCCUCGCUCUGUGGCACUUGCCUCGGGCUCUUUCUGCUCUUCCUGGCGGCGAUGCCGCUCUGCGGGCUGCUGGAAAGCUACGCCAAGGUGAUCUCGUGCCUCACCAUUCUGCUGGGCCUCACCACCCUGGCCGUGCCCUUCCUGGGCUCCCUGAACGCCUGCCUGCCCUUCGCGGAGACCGUGUGCCAGGACCGGUGCAGCGGCUACGAGUGCGACGCCGCGGAGAAGGAGCAGAUCGGGAAGAUCUGCCAAGGCCUUGCCUUCCUGGUGGUCUACAUCGGGGCCUAUGGCUGGGUCUCCUGCCUUCUGGGCCUCGUGGCCUCCGUCAUGGGGUGCUGCGUGUGCUGCCAGUGCUGUCGCCCGAGACAGGACUUGAAGAAGGACAUGACGGACCUCGCGCAGGCGAAAGCGGCGAAGGGCGAGGUCUCGGCGGACAUGAAGAUCACGGUGGUGCCAAACCCGCCCAUGGUCGUGGUGGGCACCCCCAAGCAGAUCCCGGCUCCAAACUGAUGGCGAAGGGCCGGGUGGGAGCUGACUGGUCGAAAGCCCAAGGGCGCCCAGAAUCGCAGGUCAAGGCGUCUUUGGGCGUGUGGCUUUCCCGUGUUUCUUCUUUCCCCAGAGGCUCCAAAUCGAUUGAUUUCGGGCCUUCAAACAGCCUGGUUUUAAGACCAGGUGUCUCAC